AUCUCUUCCAGAAAUAAAUUGAGUUGUUCUACUUUUAUCUCUAUGGGGAGAAACCAUGACUCUUCACUUCUUCUGCCGGCAACCCCUAGGAUAGGCUGAACCUUGAUUGGCAGUGGCAGGCUAUCCAAUUGCAGCAGCACAAGUUACGACGCAAGCCGCUACCCGAGAGGCAGAGGCGGAGCUUAUUGGCGGCGCGGAAGAAAGCUGUUCGGAAGGUUGAAGAUCUGCGUGGGAAAGGGUUUUUUCCCCGAGUCCAUCAUGUCUAUUAUGUCCUAUAAUGGUGGGGCCGUAAUGGCCAUGAAAGGAAAAAACUGUGUUGCCAUUGCUGCUGAUCGGAGGUUUGGCAUUCAAGCUCAGAUGGUGACUACAGACUUCCAGAAAAUUUUCCCAAUGGGAGACAGACUAUUUAUUGGCUUGGCUGGACUUGCCACAGAUGUACAGACAGUCGCUCAGAGACUCAAGUUCCGGCUGAAUCUUUACGAACUGAAAGAAGGCAGGCAAAUCAAACCUCAGACUCUGAUGAGUAUGGUGUCUAACCUCCUGUAUGAGAGAAGGUUUGGACCGUACUACACAGAACCAGUGAUAGCUGGGUUGGACCCAUACACAUUCCAGCCCUUCAUUUGCUCCUUAGACUUGAUUGGCUGUCCAAUGACAACAGAUGACUUUGUAGUCAGUGGGACUUGUGCAGAGCAGAUGUAUGGCAUGUGCGAGUCCCUGUGGGAACCAGACAUGGAACCAGAUCACCUCUUUGAAACCAUAGGCCAAGCCAUGCUCAAUGCAGUGGACAGAGAUGCAGUCUCGGGCAUGGGUGUGGUAGUCCAUGUAAUUGAAAAAGACAAGAUAACUACCCGAAUGCUGAAAGCUCGCAUGGACUGAGGGCACGGUUGUUUUGGGAUGCCUAAUGUGUUACUUUACAUUGUUUUAAUGGCUGCAACACUCUCCUGUUAAGGAAACCAUAAAUAAUUUUGUAAUCCAAGAGAGCUCCUCAAAUGAUGGAAAUAAGAUGUAUUGUUGCUAGAAUAAAUGUUUUCACUAAGA
Messenger RNA from Rhineura floridana, 1038 nucleotides. It is a transcript of the gene PSMB3, whose product is annotated as proteasome 20S subunit beta 3. Gene Ontology annotation, cellular component: proteasome core complex; proteasome core complex, beta-subunit complex. The transcript has 6 exons. Gene Ontology annotation, biological process: proteasome-mediated ubiquitin-dependent protein catabolic process. Lineage: Eukaryota; Metazoa; Chordata; Lepidosauria; Squamata; Rhineuridae. The record is from RefSeq and is a predicted model, not a curated record. Bases 259 to 876 code for a protein of 205 amino acids.